Molecule: messenger RNA, 1602 nt
Organism: Didymodactylos carnosus
Lineage: Eukaryota; Metazoa; Rotifera; Eurotatoria; Philodinida; Philodinidae
Source: the annotation of a GenBank genome assembly
CUUUGAAAGCUGAAAAACGUCUUUUCUGUCGGUCACUAUCCGAGUACUCUGAAGUAUGUUGAUUUCCAUUUCGUGUUCUUAGGGACUGUGAGACGCUAAGAAUAGUGUACCAGAUGCAGAAUUUAAUUCUCUAUCCAAUCGAGUCAUUUCCGAUCUCUGUUCUUGGUCAAGAAAUGUAUUUAAAAGCUGAAAAACGUCUUUUCUGUCGAUCACUAUCCGAGUACUUUGAAGUAAUUUGAUUUCCAUUUGGUGUUCUUAGGGACUGUGAGACGCUAAGAAUAGUGUACCAGAUGCAGAAUUUAAUUCUCUAUCCAAUCGAGUCAUUUCCGACCUCUGUUCUUGGUCAAGAAAUGUGUUUAAAAGCUGAACAGAGAUUUCCAUUUGGUAUUCUUAGGGACUGUGAGACGCUAAGAAUAGUGUACCAGAUGCAGAAUUUAAUUCUCUAUCCAGUCGAGUCAUUUUCGAUCUCUGUUCUGGGUCAAGAAAUGUGUUUAAAAGCUGAAAAUCAGCCUCAGAAAUCAAGCGAAUUUAAAAGUAUGCGCCUUAGAAUAUAUCGAUGCUGUGAGCCAAAAAUAUCUCAGAUUCUCCUGAGCUGAGUUACAGGUUUUCCAAAAACCUUGGUUUUUGAGGAAAAUUCGAGUUUUCUCUACUUACUAAUAUCAAAACUAAAAACCAAUAACUUUUUUGGAAUCAGAGCAGGACACUGCGUCAAAUUGUAUAUAACAUAUCCAUUCUAAGGCGCAUACUUUUAAAUUCGAUUGAUUUCUGAGGCUGACGUUGAUGAGAAAUAAUCAAAUGCUAAAUAAAUACGGGCUCUAUAAUUUUCGAAUUCAGUUCUUGAUAAACUUUGUCCACAAUAAACAGUUAGUACAUUAUUAUUUUAUCAACAAGAGCUAUUGGCAGUACCUAACGAAAGGCGGAGUUGGAGUGUACAGUUUUACAGUAUGAUGAGGAUUGAAAUGUGAGCUUGCCUUUUGAGUUUGCUGAUAGCGGUUAGUAACUACGUUAGUGUGUUAGUAUCUUUUUAUUUAGUGAUGAAAAUGCUAUAGAAUUACACAAAUACUAUUUAAACAUGAAAAAAUCUUGAAUUCUUUGAAUACCAGCAGUUGUUAGUUGUUUUUGCUAAGACGAAAUGAAACCAAAAAAGGUAUUUAUUGUAUUUAUAAAUUUUUGUUUGUUUUUAGCGCUGUUUUAAUCGAAGAUGUUAAUGAGUUAGAGCUUAUUAACUGGGAGGAUUCUAAAACGAGAAGACCUCAUAAAGAAUGGAAAAACUUUCCACCCGAGACAAAUCCAGCUACGAUCCAAUAUUUGUGUCAAGGAAUUCAGCAGACAUGCACGGGCAACAAUGAACAGUAUGAAAGUUUUGAGGAUUGUGUUGAUUUUAUGACACACAAAAUACCGUAUGGCUCAUCCGAUCGGCUUGAUCAAGACAGUGUUAGUUGUCGAAUACUGCACAUACAACUUGCGGCUCUAGCUCCAGUUGUGCACUGUCCGCAUUGUGGUCCGACGGGGGGAGGAGCAUGUACAAACAAAACAUCACAAUCAUAUUACGAAGUUGAUUAUCUGUCAUGCGCUUAUAAACGGAAAACACAUUGUUCAUAA